AUGAAAGAUGCAUAUGCACCAGGUGCAAUAGCGCUAAGCUUUUCGCCAGAAAGGCAUUCCUCUGUAAUCAUUGUGCUGUUACUUUUUUCAAAUGGAAUACUCGUGUUCACGCGGGCUGAUACGGAGAACCGUCUGCGUAACUCUGACAGCCGGGAAUUUCAAAACACGGCAGACGGCGAGGAGUUUUAUGAACCAUUUUACGAAUGGUCUGUGUGGAGUCCCUGCUCUCGCACCUGUGGGGUUGGCGUAAAGUUUCGAGGACAGCUAUGCCUCAGGAAGAACAAGGCUUUGUGUCAAAAGAAAUCCAGGAUUUAUCAAACGUGUAACACCCAGCCUUGCCCCAAAGAAAGCGAGAAUUUCCGUGAUGUACAGUGUGCAUCGUACAACGGAAGAGAUAUAUUUAUCAAUGGCGAAAGAGCAAAAUGGAAGUCAUAUAGUCGAGGUGGCAACCAAUGUUUAUUAUUCUGCUAUCCUGAUGGAGAAGAAUUAUUUUAUUACUUUGGAAAAGCCCGAGAUGGGACACAGUGUUCCAAAGAACCCUACGGUGUCUGUGUACGUGGACGGUGCAAAUCCGUUGGAUGUGACUACAAACUCGACUCGGGAGUGUAUAUGGACAGAUGUCGAGUUUGUGGUGGAAAUUCUACGACGUGUCAGCCAAUGAGAGGAAGAAUUCAAAGGUCUCCAACACUUUUUGAACGAAUCUCAGGCUACGCAGAUUUGAUGGUGAUACCUAAGGGGGCAACGAGUGUUCUGAUCACAGAUAAUACGUGGAACUACCUAGCUCUCAAAAAACAAAAUGGUAACUAUGUUAUCAAUGGUAAUCGCAUCGUCAAUUGGUCUGGCAUAUUCAAAGUUGGUGAUGUCGAAGUGCAGUACGAUAGAAUCUCAAACAACAUUAAAGAGACGAUUGAGAUAACUGGGCCCACAAAAGAAGACAUUACUGUAAUGUCUCUAUUAAUGGCGGGUAAGGUUAAUAUGAGCUUUGAGUAUUGGAGAGCAGGUGGAGUUUACGCCUUUGGAGAAACACCGCAAGUUGAGAAGGAAAACCACGUAACCUUACAAAUGGGCUGGGGAAGCUGGACUACCUGUUCCGCUUCCUGCGGAGGAGGAAUCAAAGUACGUUCACGAUACCGCGCUAUAGAGGCAGUUGCAUCAUUCCGUGACAAGGAGACUGAUGUCCAGAGAUGCAACACUGAACCGUGUCAUAUGAUGAAAGCCGCCUGGUCAGAGUGGGGUGCUUGGGAUGACUGCAGUGCAACUUGUGGAGGAGGAGCCAGGAUCAGGUUUCGAAACUGCAAGAAGCCCAGCGCCUCUUCCAGAUCUGGAUGCCCUGGAAAACCAUAUGCUGUGGAACAGUGCAACGCAGAAGAGUGUCCUAAAAAGGAAACAAGGCCAGGUUUGUCAAAAGUGCUAAAACACAGUUCAUCGUCGAUGGUGACCACAUCCUCGAAUCUGCACUCAAGGGAGUCUUCAGAAGGAAGGAAGAAACUAACACAGUCGUUAAGAAGGCCACACGCCUCUAGAUUAAGCUCGGCUUCUCAAUAUCAUGAACGUCAUAAAACUUACACAGAGAAAUUAUCACAGGAUAUAGUGCAGACUGUAUUUUCAAGAGGGAAGCAGGGGCACUCUAUUUCUUAUACUAUGAUUACAUUACCAACUUCAAGGUCAAGACUUCUUUUUUCAUCAGAAAACCAGACCUCGACUGGUUACAUUAUUGGAUUUCCCACAAGAAGUCUGAAGGAGACUUCUAGCUUAUCUAGUAAAUUCGUGCGUCUGCAAGUUACAUCAUUUUAUCACAAACAUACAUCGUCCGUGUCUCUAGCGAAAGAGAAACCAGAGUUGCUUACUUCGCCUAUAAGGAAAGGUACGCAUACCAAAAUCUUUUCACGCAGUUCCUCAACGCCAUUACUUGAUGUUGGGGGAGGCUUAAGUGUAUUUUCUACAGGCACCUCAGUUCCAGCAAGUUAUGAAAUUGUUAGGCCGUCUGUGGGUUUUAUGACCACUUCCAAGGCGUCUAAUUUGCGAACAACUUCCAUAAGGUUGAAAGUCUCAUUACACACUGGUGUUACACCUCGUCCGAGGGAAGUCAAUAAUCCCACUAUUUCCUUUGGAUAUGAAACGAUAUCAAGUCAAGUUGACAGGAAGUCUGUUUUGGCUUCAUUCAGUAAAGAGACUAUUGAGCAACCAGUAUCGAUAUAUAGUAGGCAGGAAUUGGUACCCAGCUCAAAAUUGAGUAGAGCUGAAAGGACUUCAUCACACCAAUACCCUGUUGACGUAAUGGGACUCAAAAGCCGCGAAAGAAAACACCCCUCAGUAACCUUAUCAUCGGCAAGUGAAUUCCGAACUGAGCCAUCUAUACUUUUAACCACGCCAUUAAAGAGAGUUCCAUCAAGUUCCAGGGAGACAUUGAACUCAUCUAUGAUAGACAUAAGAAGGAUUGAACUGCGCCUAGAAGGUUAUAGUGAUAUCACUUUGCAAAGUCGUAAGAAAACAAUUCUCUUAACAAAGAACUUCAGUGCUAGCCAUGAUUCCCUACCUUUUGAGAUAACAGAAACACUUAGACCUGGUUCGUCAUCAACCAUGAAUGUUUUACCUUCUAGGCCAACAAGCUCUAAAGUAAUGCACGAAACAAGCGAGCUUGAAUUAUCAGCAAACACUACUUUAAGUCAAAUUUUAAAAAUAAGAUCAGAAUCUAAAUCGGUUUCCUCGACUCUCCAUUUGUUGCUUCCCCCAUGGCAAACCUUAACAGACUACCUCUUCCUACAUGGAUCAUCGAAACCAAUACCUCAGACGUCAAUGCUGAUGUCAUCUCAAAUAACUGAUUCAAGAAAGAUGGACGCAUCUUACAACAUGUCCAAACUUCAUUUUCUCCCUCUUAGAAGCUCCCUCGUUAGCAUCGCAACCUCGUCUCAAACGUUUGCGAGGACUGCAUUGUUAAAGCCACAAUUUCAAUCAACAUUUUCAAUUGAAAAGAACAUGGGCUACAAGUCAGCGUUUUCUAUAUCUGGUAUCUAUGAAUCCCCAAUCGUCACUAGAAAGAAUUCUAAUGAUUUUGCCUCAUCAACAUCGUCAUCAUUAUUCUCACCGUCAUACAUGAAGUUAAGUCAACCACUAAAAAGAAAUCCAAUGACCGAUUCACCUUCAGAGAAAGGUUCUCUUUCAAAAACAAAAAUAGCGGUAAUUCCAGAGCACUUAGCAAGGACGUCACCUACAAAUCCAAGCCGACUAUUUUCUUCAGCGAAAAAAUCGAAGUCUCUGUCACUCUCUCAGGAAGACUACCCUUUUUUCAAAGUAACAGAUUUCUUGUCAUUUGGCCAGGAAACAAAAAGUCAAGCAGCAAUUACUAGUAAACAACAUUUUUCGGAGUCGUCCACCCAAGCAACAAUGCCAUUAGUGGCGUCAUCUUUCAACAAAUCAAUACUUCCGUCAGCUUCUUCGGCUGCUAGGAUAAUUUCGUCACCAUUGUCAGAUAUUUCGGGAGGUUCACUUUCAAGUAAAGAAAUAAAAUCAUCAAUUUCACUGGGAUUAACCUCUAUAACAGAAACAGAGGCCAUGGCCAUGAGUUAUUCAAAAUCGUCAUUACUUUUAAGGCAGAUUCUGUUCUCAGUUAUGUCUUCAGAACUUACUCCGUCGUCACCGAGCACUCUCUCCUCACAAUACCGAGGCGUUACUUCCGCAAUGUCAGGAGUCGGCGAUCAUAUGCAGUCAUCUUUCUAUCCAAAAUCGAGCUCCAAGAAGAAAGUGAAAGAAACUGCAAAUCUUGCCAGAGGGUACAAAUUCCACACGUUGUCAACCCAGUUCAGCUCACAAGCUAACAUCAAAGCUACGUUUAUUCACCUAGAAUCUCUUGGAAGUCAUUUCCCAGAACAGCUAUUCCCAUCACCAACAUCUAUAGAUUUCACCUCAACAAAAAACAUGGAAGAAAAAAUUGGCACUUUGAAUUACUUAAAAUAUCCGCUACAAAAGCGUAACACACUAACAUCAAAGCAUGUUUCCCUUACCUCAAUGCCAGAACGAAGUCUCACGGAAGUCCUCGUGCAUUCUUUAAAAACACCAUUAUUGCAAUCAGUGCUUAUUUCCAGGCAUUUACAGCUUUCUUCUUCAUUGCGAAAAGAGCAUGUGGCAAGUAAAAUGUUUUUCGCAACAUCAGCUGUAUAUCCUUCCUCGCAGCAAUUUUUCUUAGGAAGAUACGAUAAGGGAAGAAUAAGUAAUACGGGUUCUCUCACAUUUUCGCCGUCACCGCAACAUAUCCCAUCAUCAAUACCUCAUUUGAAUAGCCCAGAACAUGUAGGGGUUACUACAACUUUUCUAUACUCUUCAAGAACUUCAUCAUCUCAUAAUGAAGCUCUUCCAUUGAUUUCACCGCAAGCUAGUCCGUCAUCAAUGAGUAAAGAUCUUCGAGGUCUACCAAUUAGCUCAACACUAAAGGAAGAAGCUAGUAGAGGUUUUAAGGAUUCCCUGAGAAUGUUCUCGUUGUCAUUAUCGUCCAUAGGAGAUAAUUCCAUCUCAAAAGAUGAGAGAUUGGUAAUUCCAACCUUCAGCUAUGCCGAAAUAGUCUCGUCGUUGAAGGAUCAGGAAUUAUCGCUAGAACGGCUACCUACCAAGAAAGCAGACUCUACUAUAAACUUAAGAGGUUACUCGGAAAGUUCAUCGAAGCAGCCCUUUCUCUCUUUGAAAUCAUCCUACAGAAGCGGUCUGCCGCAGUCUCUCACUCUAUUUUCUAAGCAAGAUAACUCAGCUCCUCAAACAAAAAGCAAAUUGAGUUUUUCGAUAGCCUCUCCUUCGGUUGUGUCCUUGGGAUCUGGCUCAGCGGCAAGAAGUUAUGCCGCGGCAAGACGUUGGGAACAGGAUUCUGUAUCAAGACCAUUGCUAUUGUCUAAAUCGCCAUCAUUAUCACCGACGCAGCUAAGCCGAACCAAGACACCUAAAUCACAAACCCUCAUGGUACACUCAUUCAGCGCCUCGUCAUCAACUAAAUUCACAACAUCUUCAUCGUCUCCAGAUGUGAUCGCGGUGCGGGACAAAACAGCGGUGGAAAGCUCAGUAAAAUGUCGAACAGGAGAUACCUUAACAAAAAUUCCCACGCCUAGACCAUACAGCUUCCUGAUAGAAGCACAAGGAAGUAGUAUUGGCAAAAAUCUCAAAACCUCUGAGCUAGAACAGGAAAUACUACUCUCAACUGUACAGUUUAAAUUGGUGAGCAAAACAGAAAUCGCAACAGAAGCCAAAGAACCCCCAAGAAUAUCCUUCAGCAUACGUCCAAUGCCAUCAAUUAUAUCUCCACAGAGUAGCUUACACCCUGAAGUGGGAAUCACGAGACUAUGUAACGAUUCUUUCAAGACAAUGUAUGAGAUGCCCUCUUUUCCUCCUUCAAAGACAACCUCAGAAAUAAAUGUUGAGUCCACUUCAAGCCUUUUGCAACAUCUUUCCUUGAAGUUUUCACCAGAUUCUACCUCCUCAGCGGACGCACAGUCCAUUGGAGGACAACUGCAUUCUUCGUCAAUGCAGCACAUUACGUUGUCGAAUAUUCUGCAGUCUAGCUCACCUGUACAACUAGACACCGUGAAAAGCAUUGUUGGGUCUUUGAAAAUGGCUCCUUCAUGGGAAACAGACGAAUCGCCUGUUGCUGCCCGGUUUAACUCCACUCAGAUAAGCGUAGCAAUCUUCAGUGAAAAUCUAUUGCGUUUCUCAUCGAGCAAACAAGUGUUAGCAUCAGCGUCUCGGCCAUCGAAUUCGUCGUUAAGACAUGAAGUCAGAGCGAGUGUAAAUAAAGCGCAUUCUAUAAAAAGCUCUCCAGCGGGACAACGCACAAUACCUCUUUCUCAGCAAUUGAGCUCGGCAGUUUAUUCUAUUGCAUCAUUGUCAUGGAAACCAAAGUUAAUGGCAGAAAAUUCAGUUUCACCGAAACCGUAUUCAAGAGGGGAUGAAACUCUAUUGUUGCCAUCUUCGCCAGUACUCCCAAACUCCACAGUAAAAAGUAGGCUAAGCCCGAGGGAGUCAUUUGACAUUUUUUCUUCAAGGCAUGGAGUGUCAACAUCUUAUGUUCAGGGAAGUUCAAAUCCUAUUUCUGAGAUUACGAGGUGCAUGGAGGACUCAACAAAACCAAUCCCGGUAAGGCAUGCAAAGCCUUUGUCGCUUGCUUCAAUGAUCAGUUCUAGUCCAGAUAUGCAAUCUAUGAGAAGCCUGCUAGUUUCCUCAACAACUCUAUCUUCAAGGAAUCACACGGUGAUGAUAUCUUCUCGAUUAACCUCAGAAAAACCCAUCACAAGCCUUCAGAAAUUGAAAACUCUUUCAAUCAGACGAGAAAAUGUAAUUUUAGUAAGUUCUUCACUCAGUGGAACUCAGUUUCAUUCCAAAAAACGAAAGGAUUCUUUAAGAGGUUUUUCACCUUCCAGGCAUGAGGCAUUCCCACCGUCUCAACAACGUAGGUCGUCUCUAAAAGAGGACGGCAUGAAAAGUCCCAUGGACAACUCAAUAAAAAUGUUAAGCCAUGAAGUCAUGUUAUUAAGCUUAUCGUAUGGUCAAGAGUGGCUAGAAAGUUCGAAUUUGCCUGUUUCGUCUACUUCUGAUAAGCAAACUCAAAGUUUCAGCUCAACGCAUUCCUUUCCGUCAACUUCAUCUUCAGCGGAGAAAAUCCUCCAGUCAACUACUGCUACUACUCAUACAACGAAUCCAGAAGGAACACCAACUCUCUGUCCUCGGUGCAGUUUGUCAGAGAGACUACACGAGAAGUACUGUUCAAGCGAUUUUGCUAUACUUGUUCGCGUUCGUACUGGGGCAGUCACGAACGGAAGUGAAUCCUCUCAUCUGACCAAAAUAAGAAGAAUAUUCAAGACGAAUAAAUCAGUGAAAAAGAGGCCUGAGCUAAGGUUUACCAUCGGAGAUUGUAAAUGCAGACCUGAUCUCUUGCUGAAGAGGGAUUAUUUUGUUUUUGGCAAUCAUGUGCCAUGGAACAGAACGAUAUCGAUCUUAGAAGUUAAUCAAGAUAGUUUCGUGGCUGAAUGGAAGGAGACAUUGGAGGAAGAAAUAAAACAGUUGGAAGGAAGAUGCUCGAGACACUCCACAAUUCCUACUCCACGAAUUUCAUCGACUGUCGCACAGGUUACAAGUUCAUCUUUGCAUCACAAAAGAAAAUCAGUUUCUGAAGCUUUGUUGUCGACCCAUAGUACUCAAAUAGAAACAUCUACUUCCCUAGUGACAACUGAAGGCACAAUUUUUCCGACAGCAACAGUAGAAGAAAUUACGACACAGCCGCCCGUCACACUACCAUCAACGGACCUACCGAGUGCAAAAUGCCGUGCAUGUCAAAUAUCAAGGAAACGGAACAAAUACUAUUGUGACAGUGACUUUGUUGUCCGAGCCAAAGUUUUGAAAGAAUCGUACAACGAAGUUCGUAAAGAAAGAAGAUAUCGAGUAAGGAUCAUUGCAGUGUUCAAAAGCAAAAGGAAACUGGAAAACCGAGAUGAUAUUUUUGUAUUUAAUGACUACUGCAACUGUCCUAAACUCCGAAUGAAAGAGCAGUAUGUAAUAAUGGGCAAAGAGGAAAGGAACACAGGACUAGAAGACCUUGGCUCAUACUCUCAACUAGUGAUUCCUCCAAGACCAUUUGUUUGGAAGUGGAGGCCAAGAAUGACUGCUGGACUUAGAUCGAUUAAAGACAUCUGUGGCAAUUAAGUAAAUCGCCAAAACUCAUUUCAAAGGCUUCCUUAACAUCCACAAAAGCAAAACAAAAAGGCGAGAUAUGGAGGCACAACAAUUCAUUGUUUUCUAUGAAUGCCUCGUGCUUCGCAAAGUCAUUUAUCAAGAAACUAAUAUCUAAUGAAUUCAGUACCUGUUUUGUCUUGUGUGCGCGGUAAAAAGUCAUCCUUUGUUUUCAUAUCGCAUCGAUGUGGCUCUAUAUAGCAACGUAGAACCAUUGCUGUCAGCCCAUCAUUGUAGUUUUUAAUAACACAUUGACAACUCUGAAGAGCUACGUUCCGGUAGCAGAACAGCAAGGAUAACUUCAUUGAUUAUUUAAUAAAAAGAUCUUGAUUAUUA
Molecule: messenger RNA, 8037 nt
Organism: Pocillopora damicornis (cauliflower coral)
Lineage: Eukaryota; Metazoa; Cnidaria; Anthozoa; Scleractinia; Pocilloporidae
Product: papilin
Biological process (GO): proteolysis; extracellular matrix organization
Cellular component (GO): extracellular matrix
Molecular function (GO): metalloendopeptidase activity
Source: RefSeq, a predicted model, not a curated record